AUGACCCAAACAAGCUCUUCGUGGGAACUGCCACUCUUAAAGGUCCGUACAAAGUCGUCUUCAGUCUGUCUUUUUCAUGUACGCCGUAUAUUGAUCGAUCAUUUAGUCUCAGCUUCUGGAAGCGUCACGUCAAAGGAGCUGGUGAAGAACCUCUCAGCAGAACCUGGAAGCGCAGCCUCGAACCCAGUAGGUGCACAAAGAUCCCAGAAUGGCCUCAAUCCAGCUCGGCGGUUAGAUGGUCAGGGCAGUUCAGCGGCGAUUUAUGCAUCCUUCAUCUCUGCUGUCACUGGUGCACUAAGCUUUCAAUUGAUUCGAUGUAACAAUGCAAUCCCACUUGGAUCACGUACCCUGUUCACCGCUGUUGGAGGAGACUUCUAUGACAAUCCAAGAAUCGUCAAUGAUGACCCUACUGCGGUACCUUCGCUCACUACGUUACAAAUCCAGCUCACCUCAGUGGGCAAGCUGACUGUUUCAUUGCAAACAAUAUCUCAGCCUGGCAUUGUACGACUUUGCAGUCCUCAUGUUAGUCCUGCUGAGGUAUACAAUGUUCAGCCAGGUGCUGACCUAUGGUUGUCUCCUAGCGGAUCAAUUGCAAGGCUAGUCACAACCAAAUUAGAUACGCCGCUUGCUUCUUCUCCUCCCGGCUCUUCUAAUGUUGGCGGUACCACAAGUGCUUCGGCCGUGGCCAACCGCAAGCAGUGGAAAGUCAAUGUGAUACAGUGGCUUCAGAAUUAUGGGUUAUCAGUGGGUUCUGUGGAGGAAGAACCAUGGGUAGAGGUCGAAGUUUGGGAGCCAUUCUACUCGAGGUUAGCUGGGGAGACCUUUCGACAAACCGAGGAAGGCUCCUCUGUGCUUCCUCUAAAGCGGAUUAUAUGGCCAGCUAAGUAUUGCUUCACCAGAAAGAAGUCGACAGGCACAGAAUCUUUUCUCGGAAUCGAGGAGCGUUGUCCAGCCUUCAAUGAACCUCUGGAAUUUGCAGAGAAAUGGUUUGCUACGGAACAUAUAGAUCAUGGCGAACCGGAUACCAAGCCCCCGCCUGGUCAGCAAUCAGCCUCAAAGGACGAGGAGAUCUCCAUAUCUAGAUCUGAUUUUCCAGAAGGAAUAGAGAGUCUCUCUCGAGCUGCGGAGUAUCCUGACCUGCAGAUCUCGAGUCUGGUAUAUCCUACCCCACCAGACGGCACCUUUCCCAUGGGAAUACAUCCGUCACUGUCAUCUGAUGCCGCAAUUGAAGACUCAGACAGCAGAAAUCCUGCGAUGUCAAAAUUAUCCAAGUCUAGACCUACAGAGAAGGUGUCCUCUAAAGAUCGAUCAAAUCAUGACAUGCUCUUGAGUUUCGGCCCAUCACCUGGACUCAUAAUCGGGUCGGGACUUUACGAUACCAACGAUGAUGAUGAUCUAUUUGGAGAGAUGAACCAAAAAGAUUUUGGAUUCAAGGGAAUCACCGACGCUGAUUUUAGCUUCUUUGAUGAUCCUGGCUUCGGCCAUAUGAGUGGCGAUAUGAUGCUCGAUGCGCAAGAAACACCUCAGAUUGCUCCUGAAAGUGACGAGCAUCUAACUCAGUCGCCUGCACCUCCCCCACUACCAGAACCCCCGUUCAUUGAGGAGGCCUCCAUGCAGAGGAAUAUCGCAGAGCAGGACCGGGCCUCUUCUGCUCGACUCGAGGAGGAGGGAUCAGGCCUCGCGCCUGGCUCUGACUCUGCUUCCGGUGACAUGGACGUAUCUUCACCCCGCAAGGCAGAUAGCCAAACUAUCAGUCCUCCUCUUAGUCCUGUUGAAGUCAAAAAAACACUUUUUUCGCUCUCGAGCGAGAAGAGCCCACUGUCUGUCAAUCAUGGGCCCAUGCAGGGACACUAUAAUCCUGUUGCUUUCAAACAGGAUAUGCUGAAUUGGGACCAGAAGUAUGGAGCAGAGGGCAAGUUCUCAGUCAAGGCCGCAGAAUCCAAUUCCCCGAUGGUCUCCAGCAGUAAAACUGGGGAUAUACCAACGAUCGGCCUUCCCCGUCGCAGCGUGAGAGCGAGAGCUUUGGAGCCCGGCGCUCUACGUGCUACAGGUGGAUCGAAGAGCCCGUCAAGCGAUCAAGAGGAACCCAUACCCUCGGACUCUGAUUUUGAUUCCACCAGUGAAACGACUGAUGACGAUAGCGAUGGCAACCUUUCCGACAGCGAUGCUUCUAUCGCCACAUUUCCUAAUCGCAAAAGAAAACGUGCCAGCUCUCAUUCCGGAAGUUCGGUGGCCCUAUCCCAAGAGAAAUCUCUGGCGAAAUCUGAAUUAGCGAUCACUACACCUAGGACGGACGAUUCAAUAUUCUUGGGUAAUUUCCUUUCCAGUUUCUCUGAUUGGUCAAUGGUGGGCUACUUCUCUGCAACGCAAAGCCAGCUUUCCCCUGUGCUCGUUGGCAAGGAUGCUCAAAUUCAAGUAGCCCAACUCUUGGUUGACCAGGUCACACAGUCCUCCCUUGAUCAUAAGAUCGAUGGGACUUUGGGUGUCUCGAAUCUUGAGACGAAGGCGUAUUCUCUCCGAACCUUCCUUGAGGAUACAGCAUUCAUGGGCGAGAUUGAGAGACUUGAUCUCAACGGUUUCACUUCAUUGCAAGAAGCUAGUGAUGCUUCUCCUCAACCGGCAGUGGCCAUGUCGCGCCAAUCAUCUCAACGCAAAGAGUCCGGAAAGGGCUCAAUGUCGAAGCUCGCCCCGCCCCAUUUACGUGUCCGUCGUGGCAAAGAUUACUUGGAAAUUCUAUCGCCGGCCGUUUUCUUCUGGGAAACCUUUGGACUAGAACCUGCUUCCGGGCCAAAGGAUGUAUCUGUCUAUUGUAUUCACCCUCAUAUAGCUGCCGAAGCAACGAAUGCAUUUCUGGAGCGAUUAGGCUUGCUCUACUCAAGCUGUAAUCUUGGCCAGCAUUCGCGGGGGUCAAUUUCAGAGAGCUUCGAGCGUGGAAUGUGUUCCUGGUACGUUGGUACAUCCGGCGAACUCAGCUAUCCUUCGAUCAUGCAAUCGCUGAAAUCGAUCUGCGACAGACUAGUGAUGGCUCUAUUGAAAUCCCCACCUAAUAGGGACAAUGUUGUCGUCUAUAUCAUCAGCCCGUUUAGCAGCGCCGCGGCGUUGGCAGACAUUUGCGCCGCCUUUUGGGGUCUUUUCCAGAAGUAUAUUAGUGGUAUCGAGAAGCAACAAGAUCGGCAAGCGGAUGAACUGGUUUUACAAAUCGUUCCAUUCGAGUUCACCAUGUCGACUGAGUCUUUGGUUGUGCCACUGCAAGCACAAUAUCUAAACUUGGCCCUUGAGGUCUAUAGUCGCUGUCCACCUAAUACUUUGCAGCCUAACCCAAUCAACUGUGCUCCGCCCAUGCUGCUUGCAGAGCCGACUCCGAAAAGUAUCAAUUUUCAACUCACGCCGGAGGAAUCGUCACCUCUCCAGGGAGCAAAAAGCCUUCAUUUGGCGUGCUCAAGGAGUCAUGACCAGCGUUGGCUCACUGUAUCCUGGUCCGACAAUACGGGUACUCUUCAGCAAACAAUGUCUUACUGCCUGCGCUACCAGAACUCAAGCGCAGCCAGAAGCAUCUUGGAAGUGCGCAACGAAAUAUGGUGUGUAACUAGGAGCAUCAUGGAAAAGAUUCAGGCACGAUGGAGAGUCAUCAUUGUCAAUACCGAACCCGUUGAUCAGGAUGAAGUUGAUACAUGGACAAGCCUGGUUGAACAACAUAAUAAGGUGAAGCCGGCACUUGUAGAAUUGGCUAUUCUCUAUGCCAACACCACUCCUGACCUUUAUCUCGAACCCCCUCCCUUGCCAUUACCCAUGUCAAUCUUUAAUCCACACAUAUCAUCGACACCCGUUGCGACACCCAAUCCAAGUGGCAAUGUCUUCUCGCCGGAACAGUACGGCAAUGCACCAACACCUCCUAGCGGUGCAAAUGCUCCCACGCCUACCGAGUUCCCUGCUGAUGCCGAAUCUGAAUCUCUUCUUAUAGACAUUUGCGAUGAAACCUGGGGCGUGAUACUGUCACAUCGUCUCAACAGUUCUUCACAUCUGACAGACUACCGCCCUGCGCUGGCCAGCGGGUAUCUCUUUCGUCGAAAGGGCCCUACGGAUGCCGACGGCGCAUUCUCAAUGAAUGUGAACUUGAUUUACGCGCAGAGGCCUGCUUCUUCCUACGAAGCCUUUCUUAAAGACAUUCUCUCCAAGUAUCGCGAUCUCGCCGCUCUCGCACGUGCAAGGGGCACGCGUAACGUGCAGCAGAACACUUUUCCUUGGCACAUUGCUACAGCGGUCAGGGCGCAGGAGUUAUUGAGCUACGUUUUGUGA
This is a messenger RNA of Aspergillus clavatus NRRL 1, 4296 nucleotides long. RefSeq lists its product as uncharacterized. The coding region runs from base 1 to 4296 and encodes 1431 amino acids. Gene Ontology annotation, cellular component: mediator complex. The record is from RefSeq and is a predicted model, not a curated record. Gene Ontology annotation, biological process: regulation of transcription by RNA polymerase II. The transcript has 3 exons. Lineage: Eukaryota; Fungi; Ascomycota; Eurotiomycetes; Eurotiales; Aspergillaceae. Gene Ontology annotation, molecular function: transcription coregulator activity.